GGAAAAUCUGGGGAAAUUGUAAACCAAAUCUCUGAAAUUUUAAAGGAUUUGAGUGGCAGCACUGUCAGAGACGAGCAGGUGACCUACAAAACAUUGGGAAGUCAACAUGGUCGCCGUGAUGGGUUUCUCAGCAGAAGCCCCUGGCUAACUCCAGAAUCUGUUAAACAAAAGUUGUCUUGGUAUUCUGUAAAUUAACGAAAAUGUGGAAAAUAUUACAUAACUUCUCAAGAGGUAUGUAAACUAAUAGAUUCUCGUAUGAUUGAGACCUGUAUAAAUGUACAUCAUCUCACUUUCCUUUUCAACCACCACCUCUUACUUCUUAAAUAAACUACUUUCACUUAGUAGAAUUAAUGCUUACUGGCCCUUACUGAACUUAGCCCUCUUGAAUUGAAUACAUUCUUAGAAGUGUUUUUUUUUUUUUUUUUUAAAAUUUUUUUCUAUCCGUGUUGACGAUAAUUUUUCUAAGAUCAAUCUAAACACAGUUAGUAAGUACUUUCGGGUUGUGAUUUCACAUGCACCAAUGACUAAUAAUACUAAAACUAAAACUAAAUACUAUUGAUAUUAAUAAUUAACUUUAAUAUUAUUGAUAAUUUGAUUGUGAAGUGAUUGAUUGAAAGUUGGACAUUUGACUUGGUCUUGAAAUAUUUUGUUGCUUUAAAAAAAUUUAAAAUGGUAAAUUAAAGUCGUACAUCUAAUAAGCAUCACUAGUCAGAGUCAUAAGGACCUCCUAAGUCCUAAGCCUAUGCCUAUUAAGCUUACUAAUUAGAUUAGAGCAUUCAUUAAAUAAGUCUAAGUAGUAAGACUAUGUUUUUUUUUAGGCUAGACUAUAAAUAGACGAUAGUAUGGGAUUCAUUUAUUGAUUAAGUCAUGUACUAGGCACUUCAGUAUGAUCCUGGAAGUGCCGAAAACCGGGUAUCCAGAUGGGUAUCCAGAUUUAGUUGUCAAAAUGGCGACCUCCACUUUUUAAUUCACAGAGGGUAGCAUUUUGGAUUUUUUUUGCUGAAGUUAGUUUUGUUUGUAAAUUCUACUUCCACCCUCAACUUAACGUAGAUAUUGUUGUUCAUUUGACACUUUUCUUUUAGAAAAAAAUUUGAUGGUUUGAUUUUGAAAAUUAAUGGUAAAUAAAAUAGCUAAUUUGACUCAUUCAUAAUUUUUUUGUUGAAAAUAUAUAGUUAAAAAAGAAAUUACAAAUUUUAUAUGUAGGCAUAAUUUACAACAUAUUCAAAUUUUGAAAGGUUAGGACCUGUGGAGGGGUGGGAAAUUUUUGUUCAAAUUUUUUGUCACAUGUGCCCCAAAAUUACAUAUUAUCAAUAAUGGACGUUUUUGUAGUAAGUAACUUGAUUUACACUGGGAAUCCAUCAUAUUACUCACUAAUAACUAAUUUUAAAGCAAAGCAACAAUUUAAUAGCACCAAUACUUAUUUUUCUGAUGCUUUUAUUAUGAGGUAUUAUUGGGGGAGUGGGAUAAAUAGCCCAAGCCUUAUUAUCAUUACAACUAAUAGUAUAAAUAUAUAUAUAUAUAUAUAUAUAUAUAUAUAUAUAUAUAUAUAUAUAUAUACUAUGCCUAGUAUUGUAUAUAAUAGUAUAGGCCAAAUAACAUCCCAACUUAUUAUUGCAGGACAUAUCAUAGGUACAAAUACUUAUUUUUCUUAUGCUUUUAUUAUGAGGUAUUAUUGGGGGAGUGGGAUAAAUAGCACAAGCCUUAUUAUCAUUACAACUAAUAGUAUAAAUAUAUAUAUAUAUAUAUAUAUAUAUAUAUAUAUAUAUAUAUACUAUGCCUAGUAUGGUAUAUAAUAGUAUAGGCCAAGUAACAUCCCAACUUAUUAUUGCAGGACCUAUCAUAGGUACUGACAUUUUAGGCUAUGUAAUCAUAUUUUAAUGAAAUAUUAUGAUUCUUACAUUUUAAAAUGGAAAUGUUUAAAAAAAAUAUUCACUUACCUUUGAUAUGGAAAUAUCCUAUAUUCACUCACAAAUCCCAAUAUUCCACAAGAAACUUAUUAUAUAAUCCUCAUGCAUCAUUCUGUAGUGUGGGAGCCAAUCAAAAAUAAAAAUGACUUUGUAACUGUUGGAACGUGUCUAAAGGCAGGCCAUCAAAAAUAGAACAUUGAAAUUAUUUUUACAGAAUUACAAAUAGUUCACUGUAGCAAUUAUAGUGUAUAGUACUUUAAAUAAAUACCGGUAACAGUAUUUUUAUACUUUUCCAUGUGACACCUUCCUUGACAAUGAAAAUCUUCUGUCUAUAUUUAUGAGAUAUAAAUAAAAUAAAAUUUCUUUUAAAAUGUGCAGACAACAUGUUUUUAAUUAAAAAAUGACCACCAGGUUGUGUCAUAAUGUUGUAAUGCUGAGUUACAUUCUUAAAAAAGACAUAUCAAACCAUCAUUAAAAUCAAAUUCAUAAUUAUGACUGCUCUAGUCAACAAUACAUUAAGCUUUUGUCUAAAUAUUAAUUAUUAUGUUUAUAUAUAAAAUUUCUGAGGAUAUAUUGGCACAUCUUAAAAUUAGUCAAAUUUUACCAGUCUGCUUGUUUUUGUCUAUAUUUAAAUCUCUUAUUCUAAUGCACUCUUAUUGUGCUGUAUUUUGAGAUCUACUUUGUCAAUUGUUGCUUUUAAUUUGCAUCAAAUUAUCUUACUUAAACCGUGAUUUAAAAUGUUAUUUUCAGCACUAAGACAACAUCUUCAUAGCCCUCGCACUUCUGCUGGCCUCUAUGUUGAUGAAGAACCAGAGGUGCAUGAGCUUGCUGAGAAAAGGGAUAAAUUUUGUCCUAUCUCAUGGAUGAAAAAAAGCUCUCAAGAUGUUUGCGAAAAACCAAUUUGCAGUGCACAAGUUCUAAAUAGGUACUAUAUUAUUAAAACAUUACUAAUGGAAAAUUCCAAUAGGAAUAAAUCAACUUUUGAGUUUACUCAAAGAUAGUGAUGACACACAAUCAUAAACAUUUUAUGUUAUAUUCAUUUUAAUUUACAAAUACAUUUUUUAAACAAAAAGGUCAAAUUUAUGUAUAACCUAACAAUUAGAAAUAUUUAAUAAACAUGUUGUCAAAUAAGUAUUCUUCUUAUUUCAUUAAUUUAUUAUGGUAGCGGCCAGGGCCGAGGUUAACAAAAGCUGCGUGCAGGUCAAAACCUGAAUUUAGACCUUCUCUACCCCAAAAAGUAUAUAUUAUUAUAAAUAUUUGGAAUGAAAAAAAUGACAAUUUCGGCACUCUCUUGCCCAAUCUCCCUUUAUUUCAUUUAUUAAAAACUUAGCAUCUUUUAAUAUUUUUAAAACAGUUUUUUGACCAGAUCUUUUCCAACACAUUUUCGGGGGUGUUAUUGGGUGUAAAAAGCCAAUUUGCUAAUCUAUCAGUGUCUUGACCUGUGAAUGAUUGGUUUCUUUCAUCAAAUUCUUUUACACAUUCAUAUGUCGUAAUCACACCAUAUUGAACGCAAGUCCCUUUUCUAAAAGCAAUGUAAACUUUAAUAAGAAACAUAUAUAUAUAUAUAUCUAUAUAAGGCUGCAUGGUGAAUCAAACACAUGUAUAACACAGCUUGCUAUGAGUAGACUUAUAUAGUACAACCUUCAUCCACAACGUUCUCUCAUCAACUGCUCAAUCAAAUAGCACAUACACCCGAGACAGACUAUAGAUACCACUUCACAGCUACAAUAAAAUUACGUCACCAUCCUAGUGGUGGGAAAAACAUUCAUAAAACACACACCUCUAAAUAAAACAUUCGAAAUAAAAUACAAUAUUCGGUGCACACCAAUUACUAGUGUAUAGUGGACAAUCAGAAAAAAUAAAUUGUUCUAAAGAGUUAUCAGCCAUAAUUUUUUGGUAAUCCAUAUUUUAUUUCAACAGCUUACAUAUACAAAAUCAAAAUGAAGGUAUUGAGGGAAAUUAUCAGUGUGGCAAUACUGGCAGGAAAGACAAAAGGGAAUGGUGGCAGUCAUGUCAUAAGGACUUCUGGCAUAUUAUGCGCCAGACAGAACAUAUGGUUGAGGCUAUAUCAUUGGUAGGGUUAACUUAGAAUCAUUAUAAUUUUAAAAUAUUUAUUGUGAUCCUUACUUUUAUGUAGUUCAGAUCAUUUUGUGAAAAAACAAGCACUUAAAAUGCUUUGCAUGUUGAUUUCUGGUUUUCAAAUUAUCUUUGAAAAAGUCAUAAAAAUAUUGUUGGUAGCCACCAUUUUCAUUGCUGGUCCAAAUAAAAAGUUUUGAAUUUAUAUUUUCUACAGGGAACUGCCAUAUUAUGGGGUACAGACAAAGACAGAUUAAGAAGAAAAUCGGUGCUUUUAUACAGACUCAUCUUUUCUGUGCCUGGCAAUCACAGCUCUUUGAAAAAUGUAAUAGCCGACUCCAUCACAACUGCAUCAACAACGAUUUUGGGUCCCAAAUUUUCAAAUGGAUUGUUAGCAAUCAAAGAUGCCUCGGGAGCUGCCCAUGAUGCAGUAAUUAAUAAAUCCAAGUCUGAGGUAAUGCAUUACAAUUGCAUUGAAUAUUAGCUAUUUUGUUGCACAAAUUUGUUGCAGCGGAGAGUUCAAACUACAAAAUAAAAUCUUAAUGUAAAAAAAGCUAAAAAUUCCAGUAUUUAACUUAUUAACAUCUUGCAGUUCAACAGUCUCUUUACUUGAUUAGGUAAAAUUACUAUUCAUGAGUCAGGAAGUGACUGUACAAAAAUUACACAUAAGAAAAGGAAUGUUGUUUGUACAUCCCACUAGUCCAUUAAUUUUUACUUUAUAAGAUUCCAUAGCAAACUGGAUUCUUAGGAUCUUUCCUAACCUGGUUUUCUGUAAGGGUUUUUCACUCUUGAACUUUGAAUUUCCCAAGACCCUAAAAAUUGAGUUUGGAUUGUUUAUAUCAUAGGUAGCAGUGAGAGUGUGCUAUUCAUUUAGUCAAAUUUUCUAAGAUUCAAGAAAUUGAUUUGUGUUACUAUAUUUUUUAAGUUUAAAAAAAAAUUCUUUUUUUAGACAUUGGAUUCUGCUCUGGAAGAGUUCCAGACGAUGUGUGAUGAAUAUAAAGCACUUAAUGAGAGCUAUCUAGGACUACAGGCCAAGGGAAGGGGAGACAUGACCUCUGCUGUGGAACAUUUGCGCACUUCCUGCCUACUUGGGAACUCUUCGGCAUGCUUCAAUCUGGGAUUGUGUUAUGAAACUGGAGAUGGAGUUGAACAGGAUUCAGAUACUGUAAUUUGUAAUUACUAUUGCGAAAUUCAUUUACCUUUAUACAUUUUUCUAUAAUUUUAGUGUGGUCAGGUCACCCCUUCACUGUUUGAAGUUAAUAAAUAAUAUAUUCUGUAGCACAGUAGUAUCCACAGUUUCAGAUAAAUCAGUGGAGUCAUAUGAUUUGGAAGGAAGAAAACAUGAUUUCAGUAAAAAAAAUUCUGAAGACAAUAAAAAGUAACUGAACUAUCUUUAAUUUUCAAAAAGUUAAUAAUUACUACUUCCUUUCCACUUCAGUGCAUGUGUCAAACUUCAUUAAAUCCCCUUAGUGCUACUAAGGCAUACAGAUUGAAAAGCUAGCAGAAAGGUUUCAUUGGAUAUAUUUAUUAUAAUGGGGAAAAUUGCCAUUUCCUGAGGCUUUGAUUGAAUGAAUAACUGUGUGUAUUUUUGUAACAUAGGCUAUUCCUACAAUGGUCAACAUUUUUAGUUUUUUAAUUUGGAUCACUAAAAUCAAAUGAGUGGUCCUUUACUGUAAAUUAGUUAAAAACCAAUCCUGUACCAGGCUAAAUUGUAUGGAUUUCUUAUGUCAAUAUACUUUCCUAAGAAGACUGUGUAUAGACAUAUUGUCUAUUGCCUCAAGCCUUCAAACCUAUAGUGCAUAAUUUCCUCAUCACCACCAGUAACAGAAACAUUGCAAAUCCCAUCUACAUGCAUAGGAGCCAAAAUGAUCAAUAAAUUGAUCGUGGGCCCUUAAGAUAUAGAAGAAGAAGAAGACAUAUCUGUUGUAACUUGCUUCAUGACAAAUGCCACUUUGAAUGACUAUGGCAGAUAACAGUGAUUUAAAUCUAAAAAACCUUUUUAUUCAAAAUUAUUUUCUAGGCUGAACACUACUACAAAAUGGCAGCAAAGCGAGGUAACAGACUUGCCCUUUAUAACCUUGGUCUCAUGUACCUGGAUCAACAACUUGAAGAUGAACAUUCGGACUGUUCCUGUCCCAGCAGACAGAAAGAGGGAAUCAGUCUCAUGGAAAAGGCUGCCUGGCUGGGAUUGGCAGAGGUAAUGUUAAAUCUUUUUCUGUCUACUAGUUAUUAAAUAAAAUGUCAACAGAACCAAUCACACUUUCUUACUGAUAUACUGUUAAACUGUUUUGGACAAAUAGGUAACAAAAGUCAACAAAUAACCACAUGAAAAUGAAGUAAACAGAUGUUUUAAGGACUGGAUGAUGCUAUAAAUAGGUCACUCAGCUUCUUAGUAUGACACAGAAGACAGUGGAGUCAGUUAAGCACUGGUUGACCAUGAACAAGCUCAAAUUGAACAAUGAAAAGACCAAGCUGAUCCCCAUUGCUACUGCUCCAAAGCUAAAAUCUGUAAAUAACACACCAUCCCUUACUCUCUCGGAUGUGCAGAUUGAGUUUGCUCAAACAGUGUGAAACCGGGGUGUCUACUUGGACUGGACACUAACUAUGGAAAAUCACAUUAACAUGCUUUGCAAGGCAAUUUUUCUAGAGCUGCAUAGAAUUAGUCAUAUCAGACCUUUCUUAACGUUUGAUGCAUCAAAGAGGCUGAUGUCUGCAUUCGUGCUAUCACACAUGGGCUACUGCAAUGCUCUCAUGGUGCGUCUUUCAGCUACGCUCCCAGAUAAAAUAAAAGAAAGCACAGAAUAAUGAGGCUCGCAUUGUUCUUAGCAAACAUUUCCGACCAUGUUAAAAUACUUCUGAGAGAGCUGCAUUGGCUGCCGGUCCGUGCUCGCAUAGAGUACAAAAUUGCAACUCUGUGCUGCUUGCAUGACCUGGCGCCGUUCUAUCUCAAUGCCCUCACAACGCCUUAUGUACCCACUAGACAACUCCGCUCAUCCGAUAGUGGCAAACUCUCAAUACCGCAUGUUUUCCUUGAGACUUACGGAAGGCGCAAUUUCGCAUUUGCUGGCCCAACAAUUUGGAACACCCUUCCUGUCUAUCUCAGAAACAGCCAGACACUGGAAUCCUUCAAAACGAUUUGAAAACCCAUCUAUUUCUCUAACACCUGCUGGAGUAAUGUUGCCUACCAUCUUUUCCAGCUAGCUAUUGUUUCCUAGAUGUACAUUGGCUUGUGUUGUUCAUGGUUGUAAGGGAUGAAAGACUUUGAAUGGGGAUGCUUGUUUAUAGUUUUUGUAGUGUUGCGUUUUGUGUUUCAAUGUGGUAAAAUAUAGAUUGUUAAAUUUUUCUUUGGUUGACUUUGUACCGCGUUUCGAGCGGGGUGAAGCGUGAUUUUCAAAUAAACUAUAGUAUUAUUAUUAUUAAGUAUUCACUUAUAAUUAACAUCUAUGUUACAAAGGUGGUUUAAAGAAAGUGAUACAAGAAAAAUUAAAAUGUUACCUUAAUUUUGUUAUGGAUUAUAUUUCAAACUGUAUAAUUUAAUUACAGGCGCAGACCUACCUUGGGAUCCACCAUUUUCAGGAGAAUCAAGAUCCGGCCAAAGCUGUGCCAUAUUUCAAAGCUGCAGCAGACCAAAAUGUAUGUAGUUUUUACUUUAUAUAAGCUACUAGCGAGUACCCGGCAUGCGUUGCAAUGCCACUCAAAGAAAGAAAAUGGUUGCAUGUUAAUUAUGUUUUUUCAAGAGCUUUUAAAUACUGUUUUUCUUGUUUUUCUAUCUGGUAUAUACACGAAUAAAUCAGAAGAUUUUCCGACGCGAGAGCAGGCCACAUAUAUCUGUCCAUGGGAGAAGCAUGGGUUUUCCAAAUUUAGUCCGCAAACUUGUAGCGAUUGUCCCUGUGCUUUGUAGAUAGUCAUUGUAGACGCGUGUCACAUCGGAAACUGUAGGCGUUUGAAUUCAAAUGGCAUAUCUGUUGGAAUCAUUAGGGUGAAUGGCAAAAGUACAUCACCUAGUUUAAAUUUUCCAUUUAAAAUAGUAACUUCAAUUGAACCAAUUUUGGAAGAUUCAUUUGAACAAAUGUACCGUACCUAAUGCUUCGAUAUCAAAGUACGUUUCUCGUUGCAAAUCAAGAGCGAAACGUUUGUUUGCAGAUCGAUUCCGAGAGGUCAUUCCCAACUCAUGAAUCAUCAAAUAUGAAUAGUAUUUCAUGGCACUGACUUUCUUAUUCGAAUUUCUCAAUUUGAUGUCAAAUGAUAUCCAUCUUCUCCUUGCCAAACAUGGCACUGACUUUCUUAUUCGAAUUUCUCAAUUUGAUGUCAAAUGAUAUCCAUCUUCUCCUUGCCAAAAUAAAAUAUGAUAUUGCAAUCAAUCGUAUUAGUGAUGAGUUUCUGAGACUCGCUGAACAUCCCCACUUCUGCGAUGAAGCAUUAUAUCACGUGAGUUAAAUUCUUCGCCAACUAUAACGAUCGCCACUUCAUCAAUUGUUGGUGCAUUGUAUUGUCUUUCAUGUUGGCCGACAGGUGUUUAAUCUGCUCUAACUAUGACUUUGUAUUCAUCAGUCGGCAUCUUUUCAAGUGCAAUUCUGAACAUUUGAAUUAAUUCGUUGUGUUGCAUUAAUAACGUUUGCAUUGCAGCGACGAUUUCUCGUUUAGUGCCCCUAUUGAUAUGACAACGUUGAUCAAGUGUUCAUCAGUAUUUCCCAUGAAAUCAUGUUAAGACAUUUGUGAUCUGUGUUUGGCAUUGGCAUAAGAGAUCAUACACGAUAGUAAAUUUGGCCUUGCACUUUACUUUAAAUGUUGGCAUGUAAUUCUCGAGCACGAUAUUUGUUGCACCGAACGAUGUCAUUUGGAACAUGAAUUGCACUUGCCAAGAAAUGUUUCGAUUGGCUAUUGUCACCUGACACCAACGUUGAUAAUGGUUCCGAUGGUGAAUGUAAUUCUGGCAAUUUCAUUUUCCCAUCCGCGCAGCAAAUUCCCGGUGUUUCAUUUUUAAAUUUGAUGGCACUGCAAUACACGCAUAAUUGAUCUAUUUUUCAAAAAAACCAAUGUAGUGUUUAAAUAACACAGUAAAAUGCUCUAGCACAUGGACAACAACUCACCAAGUUUUGUAGCAAUCGCAUUAAUGGUGUAGGAGCGCAUACGGUUUGAAAAUAUAUUUAUAUAGCUCAUAUAAGGAAAAAUGAAUAUAGGGCCCCUGGCUCAAAACUGAAUACUUUAAAACGGUUGUAACAAUUUAUAAACCUUUAUGGACAUGCUUGCAACAUCUCACCAAAGUUUUAUCGGAAUUGGAUAAAUGGCGUAGGAGCGCAUAUGGAAAUUAUUUUUUACAUAGCUCAUAUAAGAAAAAAAAACAAUUAAGGGCCAAUGGCUGGAAAUGAAAAAUUUGAUAAGGAUAGUAAUGACUCAGUUAAAUGACCGGUUAUGUGGAAAACAACUGUCCAAAGUUUUGUCGCAAUCGCAUGAAUGGUGUAGGAGCGCAUAAGAGACAUACAGACAUACAUACAAACAUUCAUUUUUAUAUAUAUAGAUUGUUGUUUCCAUAAUAGAAUUAAAAAACAUGCACAUUUUUUUAUGCUCUAGACAUUUGGUUUAUUUGGGUAAUAAAUUUAUAAACCAUAAAGGAAGUCUAACUCUGGUGUGUUGUAUAUUAAUCUAUUUGAGAGUGAAAAUAAUAUUUGCUUCAUUUUGAUAUUGGCUUUUUUUAUUCUUUAAAAUAUUUGUUGUUUAAUCUAUUAUAUUGUAGAUUAAUGGAAAAAACAAAUCUUUCCUUAAAAUAAUAAUUUAAUACACUGGGUGCUGGGUGGCCGAAUGGUCUAAACUGAGCAAAAUCAAGUUGGUGGUCUGGAGUUCAAUUCCAGCUAGAGCCCAGUCAAGCAAUAACACCACAAGCACCCCGGGUAGAUGAGACUCGUUAACCUUGGAUGGCAACUCAUCUAAGAGAAGGAAACUCUGAAAUCAAACCCGGAGAUGGAGUCCCGAAAGGCGGAUAACAUUGAUAAAAUGAAACAUUCCGGCAACUCCUGCGACGUCACUGGUGCCAAGCUGUAUCAUCCAUUGAUGUUCCCUUGGGUUACCCAGCGGCGUGGAGAGAGGCGAUUUGCUGUUGGGAACCAGCUUAUAAUCCUUGAAGUAUAAUCCCAGGCCAUGUGGAUUUCGUCCUCCGAAGCCCACUCCAUCGUCACAUUGUGACGGACGGAUGCCAACAAAAAAAACAAAAACAAAAAAACACUGGGUAUAGAUGUCCUUAUAAAUUAUUUCAUAUUUAAAAAUGAAAAAUUAGAUUGAAUGAUUGUAAAAGUUGACCUAUUCACCAGGAAUGAAAUAAGUUAAGGGUAUUUUUUUUAUUGCUUAAGUAACUUUUACUUAAGUAAACUUAGUAACUUUUACAACAAACAAACAAAAUUUUGUUAGGGGUCAGUAAAUAUUUACCUUUAAACAGAUAGAGGUGGCUCACUUGUAAAAAAAGAAUGAAUGUGGUAUAUGCAAUAUGAGUAUGUACAGAGUUGACCUACUGCUAAUUUAUGCAUUGCUCAAAUGGUAAAAGUAAUAAGAUAAGAUUCUUUUAUUAAUCCAAACAAAUGUUUUAUGAUUGCAUAGUACAUUUUCAGCACAUAAAUAAAAAAAUUGAACACAUAUUAAUAAAUUAAUUUACAGCCAUUCAGCAAAUUAAACAUUCAUUUCAAUUAUUUGUUUAAAAUGAUGUGGUUAUUUUUUAGAUUUUAAAAACAUUUUUCUUUUUAAACUCCAUUUCCUACAUUGCAAUUUAUUCAAAACAAGGUGAACAUUUUUUAAGAAUCAACAGUAUAUAUUACAUCACAUUUAUUUCAAGUAUUAGUAGUAACUAAAUCUGGUGAUGUAAAUCUCUUGAUUUCAAGGUCCAUAUAUUAUCCCCCAAAAAUAACUAUAGCUAGGUAUAUUUUGUUUUAUAUUUUGAAACAGGACACAGAAGCCCAAUACUUCUUGGCAAUAUGUUAUGAGCAAGGCUGGGGUGUUCAGGUGAAUGAAUGUCGUGCUGCUCAGCUUUAUUCAUUGGCUGCCAACGCUGGACAUGAAACUGCACUUUAUAAUUUAGCAGUCUUCACUGAACAUGGCCUGGGUGGUAAGCUUUAUUCUAUAAGUUUUAUGCAUGUCUUAGACAGUUCUAAAACUGAAAUAAAAACCAGUUCUAAAACUGAAAGAAAAACCUUUCUUAAUUUUAUCAAGUUCCAUUAUUUAAUAAAGCUGGUUUGUGGCCAUAUUUUGGAAUUUAAAGUACUGUACAAAAAAAUUAUACUUGCUGAUACUUAAGCUUUUGAUUUAAAUUACAACAUGGUUAGCUUUAAAGGUAGCAAUUAAUUUAGUCAGUAUUCAUUUUAAAAAGACUUCAUUUUUUUUGUCCAUACCAACUACAUUCUGUGGCCCAUCACAGGUUUGCCAGAAAAUCUUAAUGGAGCUAUAGAUUUGUACAAGAAAGCUGCAGAAAUGGGCAGUGAGCAAGCCAAAAUACGACUGGAUGAAAUCACUUUAUCCAAUGCCAGAGCUCAUGAACAGAAAGGUGAGCAGUUGUGUUGCAAUUUUUUAAAAUGAAGACUUAUAUUGAGUUUAAGAAUAUAUUUAUGUAAAGAUGUUAUUUUAAAUUGCGCUCUGUACAUGAUUUUUUUUCCUUUAUUUAUUUUUAAAAAAAUUAGCUUUUUAAAGUUAUUUCCUUUCAUGCUGAUAAUUACUUGUAAAAAUGAUUGUAUCUGUGAAAUAAUUAAUUUUAAAAAUAUUCUCAGAAAAAUCCAAGGCUGUCCAGCAUCUACAGUUUAAUGAUCAUAGCAAUGAACUUUCAUUGAGCCAUCACAAUGUGAGCCUAAGCCCUUCGGUCUCAUCACCAAACCUCACAGAUUAUUUCCACACCAAUUUAUUCGGAUUCUUCAGUAAGAACCCAUCAGACAACAAUUGGCAUAGUGAACAUGGGAGAUCACUUGACCAAGGUGGCAAUGCAAACUUUCAUCUCGAUUUUGUUGGAGAUGACUCACAUACCAAGAGUAGAGAAUUAAAACCAAGUUUUGGAAGUGUACAAGAUGAGAUGCUGUCUCCCAGAACCCUUCAUCGAUCUCACACAUUUCCAAAUAUGGCUUUAAUUGCAUGCUAAUUGACCCUAUGUGAUAAAUUUGAACAAAAACAUUUCACUACCCUGUGUGAUAAGUUUGAACACAAACAACUGUGUUCAUUGAAUCCUCUCACCCUUCAUAGGAUACUGCAUUAGCCUUGCAUCCAGACUUACCAUUACUUUAACAUGUUGUUAUGCCUUCAUCAAUUGUUGAUUUAAAAGUUUCUUUGAUUCAAGUUUUUUUUUUCAUGAAUGUUAAUAAAUAAAUUUUUAAAAUGUAGGCGUAUCAUAUCCUUUACUGUAAAUAUUGUCAUACCCAAUAAAUAAUAUUGUUGAGUUAAUUUUCGCAUCAAAAUUUGACAAAGUUUGUAUAUUUUACAUCAAAUUCAUUUUAUAAUUUGUUUGCAAAAAGGUUUCUCAGUUUUGCAAAAUUUUCUCAUCUUUGCAGGCAAUUUUCCAGCCACUUCCCUCUGUAAAUGUCUUUCAACCCAGCAUCACAAUUUAUUUAUUGUUUAAGAGAAGUGCAGUGAAAAAUUUUUCUAUUUUACUUUGACUUAAAGUAUGCAACUACUUUUAGAAAAUCCUAAAAAUUAAUUGUGUGCCAUAUGCAUGAAUCUUAACUCUACUUAAUCGUAUGUACCAGAUAUUGUGAAAAUGGUGCACAGCACCUUGAUACCAAUUUACUAUGAAAUGUCAAUAUUUCAGUAUCUCCUCUUUUGUUUAGAACUGCAAUGCUUUGCUUGGCUUAAUCUGAUUCCGCAUUGAAAAAUCCAACAACUUGGAUUUUCACACUUCUUAAUUUUGCAGAAUGCAGAAUUAUGUAAAUAAGAUUUAACUCUUUAUGUAGCCAACCAAUUAAACUUCCCCUAAAGCUGCCUCAUAGCAUAUUCUAGAGCAAGGGUUAGGAGCCUUCAGUUUUCAAGUGCAGCUUUUUACUCAGUCCAAUUUUUUUGUUUGUUUUAUACUAACUUUCCAUUUACUAGGCUUUAAAAAAUGUUACUAGUAAAGAUAAUUUUCAAUGUCAUUUUAGUGAAUUUUUACAAUACAUAUAAAUUUAUAACAUUAUAUACGCUAGUAGACAAAUAAGAGCAUGGUUUGGCAGUGUGUGUUUACCACCUCCACUACUUGGUUCUGUAUCAGCAAUUGCACAGUUCCCAAAACUUUUGGACUAAAACAUGUUUGUAUGUUCUUAUAGGACAAAACAGCUUGCAAUUAUUGAAGUUUUUUAAUGCAGCCUUAUUUGAUUAGAGAUUGCUGCCUUCCUACAUGAAAUGGUUACCCACCCCGUUUGUACAACUGUACUCCAUUGAAUUAAUAUUAUUAUUUUGUAUAGAUUCAAUGAAUUUCAAUUGAAAACAAACUUAACACAAACUAUGUGUGACAAUUAACACUGAAUUUAUUAGCUUUCUUUAACAAAGCUGAACUUCAUCUAAAAACUUGAAGAAUGAGUUUUUACCAAGAUGAAAUAAGCCAUUACAUUAUAUUUAUAUGUUGAAGUUGAAGUACUUUAUUCUAAUGAGUAAGGUCUAAUUUAGUUGGCUUUUGUCUGGCAUUUUACUUUUAUUAAUUUUUUUACAAUCAUGAGUAGUGAUAUGACAACAGUUUUUCACUUAACUUUUAUACUGUUAUCCUUAAUUUUUCAUACAAACCACAUAGAUCAUAAUUGCAUUUCUAGGCCUUUUUGUUAAUCUGUUUUUUUCACUUGCUUUGCUAUUUUUAAUAACAUCUCGGAUCAUCCUGCAUGUUUUUUUUUACAAGAAG
Lymnaea stagnalis (great pond snail) is the source of this 13809-nucleotide messenger RNA. NCBI's taxonomy places the organism in Eukaryota, Metazoa, Mollusca, Gastropoda, Lymnaeidae. The record is from the annotation of a GenBank genome assembly.